Symbiodinium sp. CCMP2592 is the source of this 681-nucleotide messenger RNA. The record is from the annotation of a GenBank genome assembly. Lineage: Eukaryota; Dinophyceae; Suessiales; Symbiodiniaceae.
AUGAUUGUGUUUUUUCUGGUGCUCGAAAUUGUGCUCAUGACUGUGCUUUGUCUGGUGCUCGAGAUUGUGCUCAUGAUUGUGUUUUUUCUGGUGCUCGAAAUUGUGCUCAUGAUUGUGCUUUUUCUGGUGCUCCAGAUUGUGCUCAUGAUUGUGCUUUUUCUGGUGCUCCAGAUUGUGCUCAUGAUUGUGAUUUUUCUGGUGCUCGAGAUUGUGCUCAUGAUUGUGCCUUUUCUGGUGCUCCAGAUUGUGCUCAUGAUUGUGCUUUUUGAAAAUUGGGUAUCAACCUUUGUGCCUUUUCUGGUGCUCGAAAUUGUGCUCGUGAUUGUGCUUUUUCUGGUGCUCGAGAUUGUGCUCAUGAUUGUGCUUUUUCUGGUGCUCGAGAUUGUGCGCACGAUUGUGUUUUUUCUGGUGCUCCAGAUUGUGCUCAUGAUUGUGCUUUUUCUGGUGCUCCAGAUUGUGCUCAUGAUUGUGCUUUUUCUGGUGCUCCAGAUUGUGCUCAUAAUUGUGCUUUUUCUGGUGCUCGAGAUUGUGCUCAUGAUUGCCAUCCCGGGCUUCUUCGAUGCGCAGCCCGCGUUUGCAAGCUGUCGCUUGUGCUUUUUCUGGACAGACCCGGCAGCUGCGCGCCCCGCCCCAGACUACCGAAAGCGAAACAGCCCGAGUUUGCGAAGCCUGUGGGCCUAG